Messenger RNA from Salvelinus namaycush (lake trout), 1470 nucleotides. Its product is annotated as calcium-binding mitochondrial carrier protein SCaMC-3-like. NCBI's taxonomy places the organism in Eukaryota, Metazoa, Chordata, Actinopteri, Salmoniformes, Salmonidae. The record is from RefSeq and is a predicted model, not a curated record. The transcript is spliced from 10 exons. Gene Ontology annotation, biological process: transmembrane transport. Gene Ontology annotation, molecular function: calcium ion binding; ATP transmembrane transporter activity. The coding region runs from base 1 to 1470 and encodes 489 amino acids.
AUGGGCGAAGGCAGGGCUCGGUUCUGUUUUGGUUGGACUCGGGCUCGCUGUCAAGAACAAGACAAAAGUGUGUCGGACCCUGGGAGGGAACCAGAAACGCGAGAGAGAUGGGCCGAACUGUUCGACCAACUGGACCUCAAUAAAGACGGUAAAGUCGACAUCAACGAGUUGAGGAUAGGACUCGCUGCCCGCGGUUUACUUCGCAGUGACGCGGAGGAGAUAGUGCGUGAGAGUGACACCAACCAUGAUGGCUUGCUGGACUUUGAGGAGUUCUCUCAGUACCUGUGGGCCCACGAGAAGGAACUGCGGCUCAUGUUCCACACACUGGACCACAACCAUGACGGGCGCAUUGAUGUCGGGGAGAUUCAACAAUCGCUGCACAACCUGGGACUGGAGGUGUCCACAGAACACGCCAUCAAAAUACUACAGAGUAUGGACAGGGACGGCACCAUGACUAUCAACUGGAAUGAGUGGCGAGAUCACUUCCUGUUUAACCCUCUUCACAACAUGGAGGGCAUCGCUCACUACUGGAAACACUCUCUGAUGUUUGACAUCGGAGAGCACAUGACAGUCCCGCCAGAGUUUUCCCAACAAGAGCGCCAGUCGGGGGUAGUGUGGAGGCAGCUGGUUGCCGGGGCGAUGGCAGGGGCGGUGUCACGUACAGGAACCGCCCCCCUCGACCGUCUCAAGGUCUUCCUACAGGUGCAUGGCUCCAGCUCUAGGGGGAUCAAGCUGUGGACAGGGCUGAGGGGGAUGGUCCAGGAGGGGGGUGUACGAGCCCUCUGGAGGGGCAAUGGCAUCAACGUCCUCAAAAUAGCCCCAGAGUCUGCCAUCAAGUUCAUGGCCUACGAACAGAUCAAGUGGUUGAUCCGGGGCAGAAAUGAAGCGGGUACUCUGCGGGUGCAGGAGAGGUUCAUCGCUGGCUCUCUGGCUGGAGCCACCGCACAGACCAUCAUCUACCCUAUGGAGGUGCUGAAGACUCGUCUUACCCUGAGGAAGACUGGCCAGUACUCUGGCAUUGUAGACUGUGCCCAUCAGAUCCUGAGGAAGGAGGGGAUGCGAGCCUUCUACAGGGGCUACGUGCCCAACACACUUGGCAUCAUACCGUAUGCUGGCAUAGACCUGGCCGUCUAUGAGACUCUGAAGAAUGCCUGGCUCCAGCGGUACAGUAAGGGCUCUGCUGACCCGGGGGUGUUGGUACUGCUGGGCUGUGGUACUGUGUCUAGUACCUGUGGACAACUGGCCUCCUACCCCCUGGCUCUCAUUAGAACACGUAUGCAGGCCCAGGCCUCCACUGAGGGGGGGCCCAAGCUGUCCAUGGUCGGUCAGUUCAAGCACAUCAUAUCACAUGACGGGGUACCUGGGCUCUACCGCGGCAUCGCCCCCAACUUCCUGAAGGUCAUUCCUGCUGUCAGCAUCUCGUACGUGGUAUACGAACACAUGAAGAAGGCUCUGGGUGUGAAAUCGUAG